Mustela erminea (ermine) is the source of this 7559-nucleotide messenger RNA. It is a transcript of the gene AFDN, whose product is annotated as afadin, adherens junction formation factor. Gene Ontology annotation, biological process: regulation of protein localization; signal transduction. Gene Ontology annotation, molecular function: cell adhesion molecule binding. The record is from RefSeq and is a predicted model, not a curated record. Lineage: Eukaryota; Metazoa; Chordata; Mammalia; Carnivora; Mustelidae. Bases 1139 to 6547 code for a protein of 1802 amino acids. Gene Ontology annotation, cellular component: adherens junction. The transcript has 35 exons.
GGAGUAGGCCGGAAGGGCACGGAAAGGGCCACAUUGGGAAUGAAGGCCAUGGGAGGAGUAAGCAUGAGCCUGGCCAGGAUGUCGUUUUACAGUUGUUACUUAUUUUAAGCUUUCCUGAAAUGCAUAUAAUUUUAAGGAGUAUCCUUGAAGUUCUGGUGUUUAAGAAACAGUGUUCAUGUAAGUAAGAUUCCAAAAACACAUAUUCAAGUAUUUUUUCUAUCUUCUACCUAAAUUAUUAACACUCAGAUGGCUCUUGUCUAGUUGAUCAAUUUAUGUACUAAUAAUGUGUGUGUGUUUUGAGGCACAGCCGUAUUUUUUCUUAACAUUUGCACCUAUUUUUGGAAGCACCAGCGUUAGGAAUGAAUUUUCUGUGUGUAAUAAAGCGGUGUGUUCUGUCGGCGGCCCUUUUUUCCGCGGGGGAGUCGGAUGACUACCCAUUACAGUCAGCGUUGCUUUGCUGCGGGCUAGAAGUGGCUUCACACGAGUGCUGGUCACACUGAGGAGGAUGGACUAGCCCUGUCCGCCGAUUGGCUUUAGAACCAGUGCUUCUGAGUACUUUGGGCAAAAGGAGAUUUAGGAUUGCCCUGGUGAGUUUUUACUGGUUUGGGGAGGGUGACUUAAUGAUCAGUUUCAUUGAUUAAGAUAUUGGUAAAAUACUUCAAAGUGGAUCUCCACCUUUAACCCUUAGUUCUUUGCAUUGACUCUCUAGUAAUUCAUACAGCCUUCUGCGGUUUGGGGUUGUCGUUGCUUUUGGUCUGUUCUUUCUGAUAAAUAUUAAAAUAGUUUUGUUUCUGAGUUGUCAUUAAGUCCAGCCCAAGUAGUGUUCCAUUUCCAUUGUAAUAAUCCUUGUGGUGAUAUUUCUCAGGGAGAAGUUUAUACAAAGGUAAGUAUAUACCUUUAGGGAAGAAAGAAACUUGUUUUCCUGUCAGGAAAAAAUAACCUGUAAAGAAAGGAAAACAAACAGGUGAUACAUUGUAUCUUCUGCCUCUAGAUUACUGCCCUUGGCACAUGGUGGCUGCCUGAGCUUACCCCGGUGUACCCCAGUUACUGGCCUGCCUGCUCCAAACACAGGUUUCUUCCUGAAAAUAUGCUGCUAGCAAGUGGGCAGUACAUUUAGGACUUGGAAUUCCAUGGAGUGAUGAGAUUUUAUUUUCAAGACAAAGCUGCUGGAAACUUCGCGACGAAGUGCAUUCGGGUGUCUAGUACUGCUACCACCCAGGAUGUGAUCGAGACGCUGGCGGAGAAAUUCCGGCCGGACAUGCGGAUGCUGUCGUCCCCCAAGUACUCCCUCUAUGAAGUGCACGUCAGUGGAGAAGAAAGAAGAUUGGAUAUAGAUGAGAAGCCCCUUGUUGUUCAGUUGAAUUGGAAUAAAGAUGAUCGAGAGGGCAGAUUCGUCCUUAAGAACGAGAAUGAUGCCCUUCCUCCUAAGAAGGCUCAAAGCAACGGACCUGAAAAGCAGGAGAAAGAAGGUGUUAUUCAGAACUUCAAGAGAACGCUCUCAAAGAAAGAAAAGAAGGAGAAAAAGAAGAGAGAAAAAGAGGCCGUGAGGCAGGCAUCUGAUAAGGAAGACAGGCCUUUCCAAGGGGAUGACACGGAGAAUUCCCGGCUGGCAGCCGAGGUUUACAAAGACAUGCCCGAGACCAGCUUCACGCGAACGAUCUCGAAUCCGGAGGUGGUGAUGAAGCGCCGCCGGCAGCAGAAGCUGGAGAGGAGGAUGCAAGAGUUCCGGAGCUCGGACGGGCGGCCGGACUCAGGUGGGACAUUGAGAAUUUAUGCAGAUAGUUUAAAACCAAAUAUUCCAUACAAGACCAUCCUGCUGUCUACCACGGACCCUGCAGACUUCGCUGUGGCUGAAGCUUUAGAGAAAUACGGUCUGGAGAGAGAAAACCCAAAGGAUUACUGCAUUGCCCGGGUUAUGCUUCCUCCCGGAGCCCAGCACUCUGAUGAAAAAGGUGCUAAAGAAAUUAUCCUUGAUGAUGAUGAGUGUCCUUUACAAAUCUUCAGGGAAUGGCCAAGUGACAAAGGGGUUUUAGUCUUUCAGUUGAAGAGGAGGCCACCAGACUAUAUCCCAAAGAAAACUAAGAAGCACGUCGAGGGGAAGCUGGCGAAGGGCAAGGAGAAAGUGGAGGGGUCCGGCUACGGCUCCGCGCUUCCGCCCGAGAAGCUGCCCUAUUUGGUAGAGCUAAGCCCAGGGAGAAGGAAUCACUUUGCCUACUACAACUGUCACACUUACGAAGACGGCUCGGACUCCAGAGAUAAGCCCAAGCUUUACCGCCUUCAGCUCAGUGUCACUGAGGUUGGGACGGAAAAGUUCGACGAGGAUUCCAUCCAGCUCUUUGGAUCAGGAAUUCAGCCCCAUCACUGUGACCUCACAAACAUGGAUGGAGUGGUCACUGUCACGCCAAGAAGCAUGGAUGCCGAGACUUAUGUGGAAGGACAGCGCAUCUCAGAGACAACCAUGCUGCAAAGUGGGAUGAAAGUGCAGUUUGGGGCCUCACAUGUAUUCAAGUUUGUGGACCCCAGCCAGGACCACGCUCUGGCAAAGAGAUCUGCGGACGGGUGCCUGACGGCCAAGGCUCCCAGACAGAAGCCUGGAAUUGUUCAAGAGACAACUUUUGAUUUAGGAGGAGAUGUUCACAGUGGAACAGCGUUACCAACAAGCAAGAGCGCCACGAGGCUGGACGGCGACCGGGCGGUGCCUGCCUCCGGCUCGGCAGAGCGCGGGAUGGUGAAGCCGAUGAUCAGAGUGGAGCAGCAGGACUGCCGCAGGCAAGAGAGCAGAACUCAGGACGCUCCUGGGCCCGAGCUGGUACUGCCUGCGAGCAUCGAAUUCAGGGAGAGUUCUGAAGAUUCAUUUUUAUCUGCCAUCAUAAACUAUACUAAUAGCUCUACAGUCCAUUUUAAGUUGUCACCUACAUAUGUAUUAUAUAUGGCGUGUCGGUAUGUAUUGUCUGGCCAGUGCAGACCCGAUGCCAGCCCCGGCGAGCGCACGCACAGAGUGAUUGCCGUAGUGCACAAGAUGGUGAGCAUGAUGGAGGGGGUGAUCCAGGAAGUAGACCAGGUUGAUCAGAAGCAGAAGAACAUCGCAGGGGCACUUGCCUUCUGGAUGGCCAAUGCGUCUGAGCUGCUCAACUUCAUUAAACAGGACCGAGAUCUUAGUCGAAUCACACUGGACGCCCAAGACGUUUUAGCACACUUGGUUCAGAUGGCGUUUAAAUAUCUAGUUCAUUGUCUUCAAUCAGAACUGAAUAAUUACAUGCCAGCCUUUCUGGAUGACCCUGAAGAGAACAGCCUGCAAAGACCAAAAAUAGAUGACGUCUUGCACACGCUCACGGGAGCCAUGUCUCUGCUGCGGCGCUGCCGCGUCAACGCGGCGCUGACCAUCCAGCUGUUCUCACAGCUCUUCCACUUCAUCAACAUGUGGCUCUUCAACCGACUGGUCACCGACCCCGAGUCGGGGCUGUGCUCGCACUACUGGGGGGCGAUUAUCCGCCAGCAGCUGGGGCACGUGGAGGCCUGGGCGGAGAAGCAGGGCCUGGAGCUGGCGGCGGAUUGUCACCUCAGCCGCAUAGUGCAGGCGACCACUCUGCUCACCAUGGACAAGUACUCCGCGGAGGACAUCCCGACCGUGAACAGCACAUGCUUCAAGCUGAACUCCCUGCAGCUGCAGGCCUUGUUACAGAACUACCACUGCGCGCCCGACGAGCCUUUCGUCCCCGCGGACCUGAUCGAGAACGUGGUGGCUGUGGCCGAGAACACGGCGGAUGAGCUGGCGCGCAGUGACGGGAGGGAGGUGCAGCUGGAGGAGGACCCCGACCUGCAGCUGCCUUUCCUGCUACCGGAGGACGGCUACUCUUGCGACGUCGUCAGGAACAUUCCGAACGGCCUACAGGAGUUCUUAGACCCUCUGUGCCAGAGAGGAUUUUGCAGGUUAAUUCCUCAUGCACGCUCACCAGGCACCUGGACAAUCUACUUUGAAGGUGCAGAUUACGAGAGCCAUCUUCUGCGUGAGAGCACGGAGCUGGCUCAGCCUCUGAGGAAAGAACCUGAAAUCAUCACGGUGACUCUGAAAAAGCAAAACGGGAUGGGUCUCAGCAUCGUCGCAGCGAAGGGCGCUGGUCAGGACAAACUCGGGAUCUACGUCAAGUCUGUUGUAAAAGGCGGCGCUGCGGACGUGGAUGGACGCCUGGCUGCGGGCGACCAGCUCCUCAGUGUGGAUGGACGGAGUCUGGUAGGACUCUCUCAAGAAAGGGCGGCAGAACUCAUGACAAGAACAAGUUCUGUGGUGACGCUAGAAGUAGCAAAGCAGGGAGCAAUUUAUCACGGCCUGGCCACCUUGCUCAAUCAGCCGUCCCCAAUGAUGCAGAGAAUUUCAGACCGUCGUGGCUCAGGUAAACCCCGACCAAAGAGUGAAGGUUUCGAGCUCUAUAAUAAUUCAGCCCCAAACGGAUCUCCUGAGAGCCCUCAGCUGCCUUGGGCAGAAUACAGUGAACCUAAGAAACUGCCGGGUGACGACAGACUGAUGAAGAAUCGGGCCGAUCACCGAUCCAGCCCCAACGUGGCAAAUCAGCCUCCGAGCCCCGGAGGGAAGAGCGCGUACACCCCCGGAGCAACAGCCAAGAUCACAUCUGUCUCCACCGGGAACCUCUGCACCGAGGAGCAGAGCCCCCCACCGAGACCGGAGGCCUACCCCAUCCCCACGCAGACGUACAGCCGGGAGUACUUCACCUUCCCCGCCUCCAGAUCCCAGGACCGGGUGGCGGCGCCUCAGAACCAGUGGCCAAGUUACGAGGAGAAGCCGCGCACGCACACGGACAGCAGUCAUUCCAAUGUCGCGGUUCAGCGUGUUACCCGUUCCCAAGAGGAACUUCGGGAGGACAAAGCUUACCAGCUAGAGCGGCGUCGAAUCGAGGCGGCCUUGGACCGCAAGUCCGAUAGCGACAUGUGGAUCCAUCAGAGCCCCUCUGUGGGCUCCAGCACCUCCAGCCAGGAGCACCUGGACCACUCAUCCAAGUCAGGCACCCCCGCGUCCACUCUGACCAAAAGCGGCCCUGGGCGCUGGAAGACGCCAGCCACCGUGCAGCCCAUGCCGGCGGCCGUGUCGCAGCCUGUCCAAACAGACCUGCCCCCGCCGCCCCCGCCGCCUCCCACGCACUAUGCCGGGGACUUGGACGGAAUCCCCGUGGACUUGCCUCUCCCUCCGCCUCCCACCGGCCAGACGGGACCCGCAGCUGCUCAGGCGGCGGCUGCAGAGCGCAGGAAGCGAGAGGAGCACCAGCGCUGGUAUGAGAAGGAGAAGGCCCGGCUGGAAGAGGAGCGGGACAGGAAGCGCAGGGAGCAGGAGCGGAAGCUGGGCCAGAUGCGCUCCCAGUCCCUGAACCCAGCCCCGUUUUCUCCGGGGACCGUCCCCCACGUGAAGCCGGAAAAGCCCUCCACGCUCCAGAGGCCCCAGGAGACCGUCAUUCGGGAGCUACAACCCCAGCAGCAGCCCCGCACGAUCGAGCGCAGAGACCUGCAGUACGUCACGGUCAGCAAGGAAGAGCUGUCGUCGGGAGACAGCCUGUCCCCGGACCCGUGGAAGCGGGAUGCCAGGGAGAAGCUGGAGAAGCAGCAGCAGAUGCACAUCGUGGACAUGCUGAGCCGCGAGAUCCAGGAGCUGCAGAGCAGGCCCGAGCGCAGCGCGGAGGAGAGCGACCGCCUGCGGAAGCUCAUGCUGGAGUGGCAGUUCCAGAAGAGGCUGCAGGAGUCCAAACAGAAGGACGAGGAGGACGAGGACGAGGAGGACGACGACGUGGACACCAUGCUGAUCAUGCAGCGCCUCGAGGCUGAGCGGAGAGCCAGGCAGCAGACUGCUCUGCCAGCAAUCUCUGUUCUAGAUUUGUUGCAGGACGAGGAGCGGAGGCGCCAGCAGCAGCUGGAGGAGAUGCGCAAGCGGGAAGCCGAGGACCGCGCCAGGCAGGAGGACGAGCGGCGCCGCCAGGAGGAGGAGAGAACAAAGCGAGAUGCUGAAGAAAAGAGGCGACAGGAAGAAGGGUACUACAGCCGUCUGGAAGCCGAGAGGCGCAGACAGCACGCCGAGGCCGAGCGCAGGUUGCUGGAGCCCGAGGAGCCGGGUCUGUGCAGACCUCCGCUCCCGCGGGGCUAUGAGCUCCCGUCGCCGUCCCCUCCGGCCGCCGCCCCUCCUCCCCCGCCUCAGCGGACCGCCUCCUCCCUCCAGGCCCCGGCCCUGUCCCCAGACUCCCUGUACACCGCCAGGCUCGUUUCGUACCACGAGGAGGAGGAGGAGGAGGAGCCCUGCAGUCUGGCAGGACCCAACUCUUACAUGGGAUCGGCUGGGACAGCUGUUGGGGCCCACGAUGCUUACCGGGAUCCGAGAGAGAGACCGUCUAAAAGCCACGAAGCCGACUUGCCUGGAAGCUCGGGAGCCCCUGAAAACUUGACAUUCAAAGAGCGCCAGCGUCUUUUUUCACAAGGUCAAGAUGUGUCCAACAAAGUAAAAGCCUCUCGUAAAUUGACAGAAUUGGAAAACGAACUGAACACAAAAUGAGCCAAGGAUGAGGUGCCCAGGCCACCCCAGGGUCCUGGGGGCACGGCUCCAGAGGACGGGCUCGGCGAGGAGGCCGCACCGGCGUGCCCGAGUCACCGAAGCACCAUUUUGGAGUCGGCUGGGCCCCAGAGACGGUCCUGCUCCGAGAAGUUCUUUUCUUUCACCAAGAGAUGAUCAUUUAUACGAUGUAAACACUGUCUCAUUUCUUAAUUACCUGACUCACAGGAAGAUAAGUUUUUUGUUUUUUGUUUUUUUUUUAAGUCUGAGUGGGAGAGGGGAGAAUGCAGGGCAGGAGAGCACAGUGGGGACAUGUCUUCCCCCCCAGCCCUGCGUGUUGCAGACAGGCCAUGUGCGUGCAUGCUGCGGCCGCAGGGCGGGGACCAGUUUGAACUGCCCAGACCUUGUUUGCACUAUGGGGGAGUAGCUGCAGACCGUGUGUGCAGAGGGCGACCUGUCCCCUUCCAGGAGAGAGAGCCUCUGGGGGACGGCCCCCCUCACCCGCCCCCCGUGGGUGGUCCCCAAGCAGCUCAGACCCACAUAGCCCAAAAGGGAGGUGGUGCCUGUCAGGCCCCUGCCCCGGCCUCCUUCCCUGUGGGGACAGCCCUCCUGGGAUAUUCUACAUACAUGAUUUUUUAAAAAUGCUCCAAGAAGACAAUUUUGAGGAUUUAAGCUUAGGAUAUUUUAUUUUUAUAAAUGCCAGAGUAUUGUUAGACUAAUACAUCAUUGGUGAUCUUGAAGAUGGCAGUUAAGUUAGUUCUCAGAGGAUUUCGACUCUUCAGGGGACCCUGAAACGAGCACGUGUAGCUGGGCCGUAUGGGUGCGGGGAGAAGCGGAAGCAUCGGAGAGGGGUGGGUGGUUAGGGACGCCUGAGCAUGGGCUGCAGAGGAGGGCCGAGUGGCGGCCGCGGGCUGUGCGGAUGGAAGGCUCGUUGACAUGUGUCUGUGACUGAAAAUGUCGGACAGACUCAUGCGGCAGUUCAAGCCUUUUUUUUUUUUUUUUUUUUUUUAAACAU